This is a messenger RNA of Dipodomys ordii (Ord's kangaroo rat), 1797 nucleotides long. Its product is annotated as sialic acid-binding Ig-like lectin 5. The transcript has 7 exons. The record is from RefSeq and is a predicted model, not a curated record. Gene Ontology annotation, cellular component: plasma membrane. Bases 8 to 1354 code for a protein of 448 amino acids. Gene Ontology annotation, molecular function: sialic acid binding. NCBI's taxonomy places the organism in Eukaryota, Metazoa, Chordata, Mammalia, Rodentia, Heteromyidae. Gene Ontology annotation, biological process: cell adhesion.
AUCUCGCAUGGGAGGCUGGACAGGAAGGGGUGCUGACCAGUGCAGAAUGGGGGCCAUGCUGUGGCUGCUGCUGCUGCCCGUGUCCCUGCUGUGGGCUGGAACCCUGCAAGUGGAACAGGAGUUCAACCUCCGAGUGCCAAAGCUGGUGACAGUGCAGGAGGGCCUGUGUGUCUCAGUGCCCUGCACCUUCUCCUACCCUCAGUACAAGAUGGGGGCCUCCCACCAGCUCUACAUCUACUGGUUCAAGAGUGGGUACAAGACAAACCAGUAUCCUGUGGCUACAAACGACCCAAACGUAAAGGUGGAAACAGACACCAGGGGCCGGUUCCGGCUCCUUGAGCAUUCAAAGAGCGUCAACUGUUCUCUGCACAUCAGCGAUGCCAAGCGUGGGGACAGAGGGAGCUACUUUUUCCACAUAGAGGGAACAGGGAAUACAAGAUACACUUACAGAGAGACCAGGCUGACGCUGGAGGUGACAGCUCUGAUGGAAAAGCCAGUGAUCCGCUCUCCAGAGCAUCUGCCAUCUGGCCGCCUGGCACAGCUGACCUGUGGUCUUCCAGGACACUGCGAAGGGGGCCGGCCUCUCACCUUCUCCUGGACCGGGGAUUUCCUGAAGUCCACAUACCCCAGGAAUACCCACAGCCCUGUGCUCACCCUCGCCCCGCAGGCAGAGGACCACAACACUAGCCUCACCUGUCAGGUGGAACUGCAAGGAAGUCGUGAACGUACAGAGAGAACCAUCCUGCUCAACGUCUCCUAUCUCCCUCAGCUGCUGGGCCCCUCCUGCUCCUGGGGGGCUGAGGGGCUGCACUGCACCUGUGCCUCCCGAGCCUGGCCAGCCCCCACCCUGCAGUGGCGGCUGGGGGAGGCGCUGCUGGCGGAGGGCAGCGGCAACACCUCAGUCGCUAUCACCUCCAGCUCUGCUGGGCUGUGGGUCAACAGCUCCCUGAGCCUCCGCCAGAUGUUCAGCUCCAGCCUGGAGCUCAGCUGCCAGGCCCAGAACGUGCGCGGAUCCCAGAGCGCCCUGAUCCUGCUGCUGCCAGGGAAGCCAGUGCCCAGGUCAGAGGCUCCGCUGGCUCUGGCCGCCCUUGGAGGUGCUGGGGCCACCACCCUGCUGGGUCUAUGUCUGUGCCUAAUUUUCUUCUGCAUAGUGAAGAUGUACAGGCUUUGCACAACUGGGAGACCACAGGGCACAGAGGAUGAAGACCCUGUGAUGGGUACGGUCAGCUGGGGAUCCAAGCAGAAGCCCUCACCAGACAACCCUGGGGGCCAGGCAUCACCUGUUGUCACUGAUCCACAGGAACUCCAUUAUGCUUCUCUCAGCUUUGGUGGGAUGAGCUUUCAAAAGUCUUGAGACCAGAGAGUCACAGAAAACAGAGAGUACUUAAAGAUCAAGACAAGCAAGUGGGGAGGGCCUCGGAGUUCAUCCCUGGCCCCAGGGCCCGUCUGACCAGAAGUCAGAGGUGAACCAUGGAAGCACCCAGAGCCCCGGAGACAGCAGUAACUUCUGUCAGAGCAUCCUCAAGCAGAGCAGAACUAGAGGACACCUGGUGGAUUGGACAGACAGGCUCUAGCACUUUCUAAGGCAUGGCUUUUGUGAGUUCUUGCAAGGAUUUAUUUUAGCAAAACAAGAGAAGGUAGGGAGAAAUGGUCAGACAAACAUUUCAAUGCUACACCCAGGUAUCUUGAUAUCCAGGUUUAAGUUAAUACAUACUCUCUCAUCAAUAAAAAGCAGAGGCUGGGGAACCCUAGGAAUCACUGGGCUGAUCUAGGGCCCUCUCUGGCCUUUCUUGACAA